This is a messenger RNA of Pseudonaja textilis, 2352 nucleotides long. RefSeq names its product alcohol dehydrogenase 1-like. NCBI's taxonomy places the organism in Eukaryota, Metazoa, Chordata, Lepidosauria, Squamata, Elapidae. Gene Ontology annotation, biological process: retinoic acid metabolic process; retinol metabolic process. The record is from RefSeq and is a predicted model, not a curated record. Gene Ontology annotation, cellular component: cytosol. Gene Ontology annotation, molecular function: zinc ion binding; all-trans-retinol dehydrogenase (NAD+) activity.
AUCUAUCUUCUGGGUCUAAAUGGCAGUUAUCUUUGGAUGGUUUCUCCAGAGGGAGAUUGUUUUAAACAAAACUCUUGGGAAACAUUGAACUUCUUAGUACAGUUGCAAACGAACCCUCCCCUUCCUGAGCUGGCCUAUCAUAGAUUAAACAUUUUAUGUGUUGUACAGGGUGGAGAAAAGUUGCUCAUGUAUUCCUCAGAGCCAAAGCAAUCAAGGAGAGAAGUCAUUUGUAGAAGAGCUUGGGCAGAUUCUAAGCAGGGAUCCUGGAAUACAUGGCGACUGCUGGGAAGGUGAUUAAAUGUAAAGCUGCAGUCAUCUGGGAACCAGGCAAAGCAUUUUCGAUUGAAGAGAUAGAAGUAGCACCACCAAAGAGCCAUGAAAUUCGAGUGAAGAUGGUAGCCACUGGGAUCUGUCGGACUGAUGAUCAUGUAUGGAAAGGUUUUUUUCCAAACAUAGACUACCCUGUUAUUGGGGGCCAUGAAGGAGCAGGCAUUGUUGAAAGUAUUGGACCAGAAGUCACUUGUGUAAAACCAGGUGACAAAGUCAUUCCUCUCUGUGUUCCUCAAUGUGGACAAUGUGACUGCUGCUUGAGUCCAAAAGCCAACUGCUGUCUCAAAUCCCACAUUUAUAAAGCUUUUCAAAGUCUGAUGCCAGAUGGAACCAGCAGGUUCACCUGCCGGGGGAAACAGAUUCAUCACUUUCUCUGGAUAAGCACCUUCUCCGAGUACACGGUGAUGCCUGACGCAUCUAUUGUAAGAAUUGACGAUGAUGCUCCUCUGGAUAAAGUUUGCCUCUUUGGCUGUGGCUUUUCAACUGGCUAUGGGGCUGCCAUCAAUUGUGCCAAGGUUGAGCCUGGUUCUUCCUGUGCCAUUUUUGGCUUAGGAGGUGUUGGUUUGUCUGUGAUUAUGGGUUGUAAAGCAGCUGGAGCAUCCAGGAUUAUUGGGAUUGACAUCAACAAGGAUAAAUUUAUGAAGGCCAAAGAAUUAGGAGCCACUGAAUGCAUCUGCCCGCAAGAUUUUGAGAAGCCGAUUCAUGAGGUGCUUGUUCAGAAGACUGGUCUUGGUGCGGACUAUACAUUUGAAGUGAUUGGACGCAUUGACACAGAAGUCAGUGCCCUCGCGUCUUCCCACAUGGGCCAUGGGAUCUGUGUGCUUGUGGGGGCACCUCCUGCAAAAUCACAGCUCUCUUUUGACCCUGCUCUCCUGCUCACAGGAAGGAAACUAAUAGGCUGUCUGAUUGGAGGUUGGAAAUUAAAAGAUGCUCUCCCUAAACUUGUUUUGGAUUAUAUGAAACAAAAAUUUAAUACAGAUGCAUUAAUAUCUCAUGAAUUGCCUUUUGAAAAGAUCAGUGAAGGAUUUGAGCUUUUACUUUCUGGAAAAAGCAUUCGCUGCGUUUUGCUGUUUUAAAACUACAAAUUUAAUCUAUCUCACAGUCUCUUGUGCAGUUUUAAUAGCAUCUCAGUUUCUACUGUACAAUCAUUUAAUCUGUGCUAAAAACAUUUAUAAUCAAUUAAAUUGGUAAACAAAUAUGAAAAGUCAUUUAAUUUAUAAGUUGUUGUGGAAAAAGUCUUUUGAUGUGCUAUUAAGGUCAGUUGAUCCUCCCAUCACCAUUGCAAAAACCCAUCCCUCUUUCCAUAGCAUGCAAGAUAGUUUUAUCAGUUGGCCAGAUUCAAUGAAAAAGCAAAUGUGGAAUAUUGAAAGGGUUUAGAUUGAAAUGUCCUAUUGUGUCAAACAAAUGGAAAUGUACUAGUGUUAUUUUGCGAUAAUAAAUGGGAUCAAUUAUAAUCCUUUUUGAAUAGUAGACUUGUACUUAUUGCAUAUUGGCUAAUUAAACAAAUGAGAUUGCUUUUCGCCAUGUUUGCAGCUAGCGUGCCACCAAGAUUACCUGGAAAGAUUUUGUGACAUAUCUCAAAUAUGUCUGAACUUUCUUUGUCAAAUCCAUACUUGGGACAAUACUCUUGUUAGGUCAACACUACUGUCACCACUACCCUUUAGAACCACAUCUCCUCAAAGUUUGUACAGCCCCGACAAUGUUGUCUUUCAGAAGAGUUUUUUAAAAAAGGAUUUUUCUGGUGGGCCAUAAUGCAGAUUGACUUUGUUUCCAAAUCAAAUAUUUAAAGUUUACAUUAUUUUGGAAUUUCCUUGAGGUCCUGCAUUGUCCUUCCAUUUUUAUAACUGGUUCUUCUCUUUUACGAUGAUACAAUGGUUUCAUUAAAAAAAACCUGCAUGCUACCUUGAAGUGUUUUGUGAUUAGGCAUCUUAUAAAUUGAAUGAAUGUAGGAAUGAAAGAAAUAAAAACAAUAUGUUUACACACAUUUCUUUGUUGCUUAUGUUGCUUUGGUUGGCCAUAAUA